Molecule: messenger RNA, 807 nt
Organism: Miscanthus lutarioriparius
Lineage: Eukaryota; Viridiplantae; Streptophyta; Magnoliopsida; Poales; Poaceae
Source: the annotation of a GenBank genome assembly
AUGACGACUGCAGAUACCAAGGAUGUUGCAAAAACAGUAGGGGAGGUGAUGAGGAUACCAGAUAAAGGAGCUGAUAUUGUCAGAAUAACCGUCCAGGGUAGGAAGGAAGCUGAUGCCUGCUUUGAGAUCAAGAACACUCUGGUUCAGAAGAAUUACAACAUUCCACUAGUGGCCAAUAUUCAUUUUGCUCCUACAGUAGCUCUUAGGGUGGCAGAAUGCUUUGACAAAAUUCGUGUGAACCCAGGAAAUUUUGCUGAUCGUCGUGCUCAAUUCGAAAAGCUGGAAUAUACUGACGAUGACUACAAAAAAGAGCUUGAGCAUAUUGAGAAGGUGUUUUCUCCAUUAGUUGAGAAAUGCAAGCAGUAUGCAAGAGCAAUGCGUAUAGGAACAAAUCAUGGUAGUCUUUCUGACCGCAUAAUGAUCUACUAUGGUGAUUCUCCACGGGGAAUGGUUGAGUCUGCUUUGGAAUUUGCUAGGAUAUGUCGGAAGUUGGACUUCCACAACUUUGUAUUUUUGAUGAAAGCUAGUAACCCUGUUGUCAUGGUCCAAGCAUAUCACCUGCUUGUGGCAGAAAUGUAUAACCUAGGAUGGGAUUAUCCCUUGCAAUUUGCUGUUACAGAAGCUGGAGAGGGUGAAGAUGGAAGGAUGAAGUCUGCUAUUGGCAUUGGGACACUGCUAAUGGUAGGGAGCAUUACUAGUGCUGAUAAGAACAAGAAGGAUUUUGUUAUCAGCAUUACAGUGACGGAAGCUGAGGUGGGCAGCAGCAGAACUCCACUCGUUUUGCAAGGUUGUCAUCGAGUACCAUAG